This is a messenger RNA of Trametes versicolor FP-101664 SS1, 726 nucleotides long. RefSeq lists its product as uncharacterized. The record is from RefSeq and is a predicted model, not a curated record. Lineage: Eukaryota; Fungi; Basidiomycota; Agaricomycetes; Polyporales; Polyporaceae. The transcript has 5 exons. The coding region runs from base 1 to 726 and encodes 241 amino acids.
AUGUCCUCCGGCAAGAAGGCUUACCCCCCCCUCAUCCGGGGCAGGAAAUACAAAUUCCAAGGACCCCCCGAUGGCAGAUACUAUGUCGGCUGCUUGCAGACUGUUCUUGAAACCGUGGACGGUUAUUCUCAUUGCACCGAGACAGACGAACCUGUGUCCUGGAGCAGCCCCCCAGAGGACGGACGCAUCGUCAACCGACUCCGCCAUGGUACUAGGCCCGCAUUCGCUCAGAAUCCGUCUGCGUCCGCGUUUCCUUUUGCAGGCGCUCAUCCUCCGAACAACCCAGCUGGUCAAGCUGUCCCUGCCGGUCAGCGUGGCGUAUAUGCUGCAUUGCCGCCACCGGCUGCAGGAGGAAGAGGUGUCCCAGGAAAUGGCUCUGGCCAGUACGCUGGCACGCCCUACCCAGCUGACGGUCGUGGCAUCCAUGCUCCGGCCCGAGCGCCGUACGCUGGCGCUCCCCCGGGCCAAGCUGCGCCGUACAAUGCAGCACAUGGAUACAUGGGGAACCCGGCUUACAGCCAAGGCAACGCUGCCAUGCUGCCGCCUGGCUAUGUGGCGCCCAACUACGGGACUGGCAACACUGCUGCGCCCGGCUAUGGGCUCAACUACUAUGGCGCCCCCGGCGCUGGACCGUCUAAUACGCAGAGCCAUGACAAUGGAGGCUAUGGUGCACCCGGUAAUGGGGGUGCACCCGGCGGUACUUCGUCGUCGAGCGGCCAGAACUAG